Molecule: messenger RNA, 3623 nt
Organism: Peromyscus californicus insignis
Lineage: Eukaryota; Metazoa; Chordata; Mammalia; Rodentia; Cricetidae
Gene: Rbm43
Product: RNA binding motif protein 43
Molecular function (GO): RNA binding
Source: RefSeq, a predicted model, not a curated record
GGAAACACCCAGAGGCUCAGGGAAAAAAACAGUUUUUAUGCUCAGGAUAGAUAAAAAGUGGGCAGCUUUGGGAAAUGUGACUGGGCGGAAGUUCCAUUCUCAUGACAACAGACUAGUGGAGGUGGGUACCCAGCAAGGUCCGUGUUUUCUGGGUUGCUCUCUGUUGCUGGAAUAAACACUGUGACUAAAAGCAACUUGGGAAGGAAAGGGUCUCUUUCCGUGUGCUGGUUACAGCUCAUCAAGGGUGGAAGCCAAGGCAGGAACUUGAAGCAGAAACCUGGUAGGUGAGCUGCUGACCCACUUCCUGUCAGGUUCACGUUGAGCACCCUUUCUCAUGAAGCCCAAGCCCACCUGUCUAAGGGAUGGCACCACCCGCAGUAGACCCAGCUCCCCUGCAUAAAUGAGCAAUCAAGAAAAGGCCCACAGCUGGGGAUGGUGAUUCACGCCUUUAAUCUCAGCACUUGGGAGGUAGAGGCAGGUGGAUCUCUGUGAGUUUGAGGCCAGUCUGGUCUACAAAGCUAGUUCCAGGACAGCCAGGGCUGUUACACAGAGAGACCCUGUCAGGGGUGGGGGUGGGGGAUGGGAGGAGAAAGAAAAGAAAACACAUGCUCACAGACCAACAAAUUAGCGAUCAAGAAAAGCCACAGACAGUCAUGCAUACAGGAUGGAUGUAGUUCCUCAGCAGAGGGUCCUCUUCCCAGGAUCCCAACCUGUCUGGAUUCUCCUUUGCUCUGUACAACAAGCAUUCUUUCCUGCUGGAAUGAGUCCUCCCUCGGAGAGAGGGGAGAAUGACAUGUCUAGGUUUCAUAGUUUGUUUGGAACGACAGGUGUCUAUUUUACAUGCUCCACUUUGGGGAAAAGGAAUUCUAAUUUUUAUGACUGGCUUUGGGAAAGCAAAGAUUCAGGAGAGAGGAGAGCCUGGGAAGGGGUCAGAAGGCUUCUUCACGUCCAGGGCAUGCUAAAAUGCUGCACUGCAGGGACCUGUAUUCUGAGUUUCCGACAGAGGGCCAAAUCCUUAGAAACGUUUGCUCCUAAACCAGCUUGUGCUGACAUCGGGUUAUCUGCUAAUUUGGGCAGACUGGUUGAAAACUGGUAUCUCACGAUUUCAGUUUCUAUUUCUUUACAAAGGAGAUCACGCUCUGCCAUCCAUUUGCCUUUCUUCGUAUUUCUUUAGUUUCACUUUGAGGCCCGCGCUAGGUUUCCCGUGUCUCAGGCCUCAGCGCGGAGGCCGGGUGGCGAGUUGGGUGGGCAGCAUCGUGCCUUGCCUCUGUGCUCCGCAGGUGCUGAGCUGGGAUGCAGGGGACCCCGCCGGCGGGAAGGCGCUGGGGGAGACCCGGCUUGAGAAAGAGCUGGAGAGAGCAGAGUGCACGGAGCCGGGUCCAGGAAUCAUCCAGAUUCCCGCGGGGCAUCCUGCGCAGGAGCAGCACAGGCCGGGGAGCUCUCCCUAGCGGGGCGGCGGACACAGGACCCCGCCCUUCCGCGCUCCGUCUCCCGGGCGACGGGAACUGGAAAGUGAAAGCGGAACCUGCCCGCACUGGCUUUAGGUCUCCCGCUGCGGGCCGAGCUUCUCCUCCGCGCCAUGGCAAGUCGCUUUCCUCGGGGUCGGGGUGCGGGAAGGCGCGCCCAGGGUCCCGGAGCACGUGUCCCUUGCGAUCGCGCGCCCCGAAGUGGCCGUCGCGGGUGCGGCAGGCUUCAGCAUUGAAGAUCAGAGACCCCACAGUUUCUGAGAGAACGAUUGUAGUCUCUGGUCUUCCAGUUGGCCUUUCCAAAGACCAGCUGGUGAAGCGUUACUUCCAAGAUGAGGGCAGACACGUGGAAGAGGUGAUUUAUCCAUCAAGAACCAAAGGAGUUGCAUAUGUCAUAUUCAAAGAAAAGAAAGCUGCACAGAAUGUCAUCAGACAAAAGAAACACCCCCUGGCCUCAAAGCCUCAGCUCACCGUCUCUCCGUUCAGUGAAAAGGUCUUCAACUAUGUGAUGGCUAUUCUUGAUCUGUCCGUUUUUCGGACUCAAACUGUACUAGAAAGCCUGGUAAUGGACCUGAAGAUGAAAAUCCCAGCUUUAAACUUCAGCCCGUUGGGACCCAGUGGGAAAAUCUCAGUGCAAGGUUCAUUUCUGGCUCUCAUGAAGCUCAAACAGGCUUUGAUAGCAAAAGCCAUCUCUGCUUUAGAAAGCAACAGGAAGGAGGAUGCCGGCAAGAGGAGAAAUCGCACUAGACAGAACCCUGGAGGCGUCCUACGGGGAAGGGAGACCUCUGCAGCGGCACUCGGGACCUCUGUACCUGAGUCUGCCAGAAGCCAAGGGACACUUGUGCUUGAUACAGACGUUUUCCUUUACCUGAAACACAAGUGUGAGUUGUAUGAACUAACACUGAACAAAUACCGUAUCCUGUGUCAGGAGAGUGUGGAUGGUGAUGUCACCACCAUUUGUCUACAAGAUGCUGACAAUGGGUCUCGCCCUAGCGGUGUCAGACAUGUGAAAGAGCUCAUUGAGGAGUGGGCCCAGGGGCUCCACCUUGAGCUCAGAAAAGAGACACUGGUUUUGGAAGGAAAGGGAGAGAGAGAGAAAAGAAAUAUUAAGCAGGCUUGUGAACGGCUGCGUUACAGAUAUCUUAGAGUUUUGAUUAAUCCUCACCACACACAUAUAGACAUUAUAGGACCUUCGUCUGACACAUUCCUGUUUAAGGCAGAGCUCAUGAAAUCCGCAGGGCAAAAGGUCACUUGAGGUCUCAGGCACAGUUGUUGUGGUCGCUUUCCCCCUGACUGAGAAGUGACUGUGCUUGCCUCUCAUUUUGUCCAGAUUUUAUUGUAUAUAUCAUUGUCUUCAUGCUAUAGGAGAAGAAGGUAGGAUUUAGGGAAAUUAAAAUACUUAUCCAAAGUUAUCCAGCUGACAAUGAAUGGGCCUGGUGUUGAAUACAAAAACAAUACCUAAAUCAAACUGAAAAACAAAACAAAACAACAACACCUCACUAAACUUAGAAGAAACCUCACUUUUCCUGCAACUCCAAAUUAUUAGGCAAAGAAGUUUUUUCCCCUGACAGAGGUUUGUAUGAUUACCACGCUAUUGCUAAGUUCUCAGGGUUUGUAUUUACUCCAUAUAGCAUUAGAAUGUUGCCUAGGAUCACUUGGAAAAGUAGUGGUUCUGUUAGAAUUGUAAGGAAUCUUGGGAGAAAUUUGUGUGCUUGCUAUUGUAGACAAAUCUUGUUUUACAACAGUGUGCCAGCCAGAUGCACGUUGUAAUUUCAAAACAUGGUGAGCCAAAAAAGUGCCUUUAACCCAUGUAACUUGCAGAACAUCCUAACUUUGCUACACUGUCUAUGGUAGAGAAAUGACUCCUUACCCUGGUUGCUGCGCUGAUUGACAGCUGGAGUUCACUGUUGCUGCUCAGCAUUGCUAGAGAGCAUUGCACGGUGCAUCACUAGCCUGGAGAAGAUUCAGCGUCUGAAGUGCUGACUAUAUACUCCUUUUGCACCAUAAUAAAGUAAAACUUACAGUAAAAUUAAAUUGUGAGUUGAACCAUCAUUGAGCCAAGCAAGGAUCAUCAGCAUUCUGAGCAUCUGUGAUCUUAUUCCUCAAAUGCUGUUACUUGAACAGCACGAUAAUAAAGACAAAGAAAGAAAAGCUGUA